UUGUGGCUGCAGAAAAAAUACACAGGAGUGGGGGCGGCCAUUGAGUAUGCGGUGUUGCAUCUGAAGGUGGAGAAUAUUGUGGUCAUUGGACAUAGUUGCUGCGGUGGUAUAAAAGGGCUUAUGUCUAUCCCAGAUGACGGGACCACUGCUAGUGAUUUCAUCGAGGAUUGGGUCAAAAUCUGUUCAUCUGCAAAGUCUAAGGUGAAAACAGAAUGCACCGAUUUGAGUUUUGAGGAGCAGUGCAAAAACUGUGAAAAGGAGGCUGUGAAUGUAUCUUUAGGCAACCUGUUGACAUAUCCAUUUGUGAGAGACAGCGUGGUGAAGAAGAGCCUGGCUUUGAAGGGUGCACAUUACGAUUUUGUCCAUGGGAGUUUCGAGCUCUGGGAUCUUGACUUCAAAAUUUCACCAACUUCAGCUGCAUGAGCAUUCAGCUGCCGUCUCAUGUCAUGUCCGGUGUCCCUGCCCUAAAUUACGUCGUAUCUUACCUUGCUUAUCUAUAAAUGUCCUCAUAAAUAAUGUUCUCCAAAAGAUAAGAUAGUAUCUGGCCUGUAUUUGCCUUGAAUAAUUUAUGAUUUUCCCCUUCCAAAUGUAAUUUCUUCAUCUUCUUU
This is a messenger RNA of Pistacia vera, 608 nucleotides long. RefSeq names its product carbonic anhydrase 2-like. The transcript is spliced from 4 exons. Gene Ontology annotation, molecular function: zinc ion binding; carbonate dehydratase activity. Bases 121 to 423 code for a protein of 100 amino acids. Lineage: Eukaryota; Viridiplantae; Streptophyta; Magnoliopsida; Sapindales; Anacardiaceae. The record is from RefSeq and is a predicted model, not a curated record.